This is a messenger RNA of Dracunculus medinensis (Guinea worm), 3012 nucleotides long. Lineage: Eukaryota; Metazoa; Nematoda; Chromadorea; Rhabditida; Dracunculidae. The record is from the annotation of a GenBank genome assembly.
UCAUUUAGAAAAUGAUGCAAUGAAUUAUUUUUAUUUAAGGCAAGGAGGAACCACUAAGGUUUGCGAAAUUAUCAGCUUUUUCAAAGUUAAAAUCCUCAGUAGGUGCCGAACACAAAUAGUGCCACAAGGAAAACUAGAAAGGAAUGUGAAAUGGACAAUUUUAAAUAAAAUUUAAUUGCUUAGAUUGAUUCAAUCAACGAUAAGAACAGUUUCAAAGAGGUUGAGCAAGCUUUUCAGUCAAUUAACACAUUCGGCGAAGGCGAAGUUCAGCAGGUUUCUUUUUCUUCUUACUUGACUCGUCCAUCAUAUUAUAUGAUAAUCUUGGGAAAAAAAUGAUCAGCAAUUUCAUUUUUCUUUUUAAUCUGAAUUUCCUGAAUCGAAUUUUUUUGCUUAAUAGAACAAUUAUGCCGCACAAUACGUUAGAGAUUCAUUGGCAAAGGUUUUUUAAUUUAGAUUAAUUUAAUAUAUUGUACCGAAGAGAAUAUAUUGCAAAAAACGGAAAAGUACCACCUAAUAUUUCAAUAUUUAAUUUUUCCAUUUCUUUGGUUGAUUACAUUGGCCAUUAGGAUUCGAAAUCAGCUGAUCUCUAUCUUAUGCGCUGCUAUUAGGACUACUUUUUUUGAAGAAUCAUAGUUGAAAUAGACAAAUGGUGAUUUGAAACCACACAUUAAUUAUUCUUAUUGCGGCAUUUUAUGAUACCAUCGUUAUAUUUAGCUUCGAAGAAUUCUUAAAGUUUUUUUUUAAAACUUUUUUCUUCUCAUAAAUCAGACUCAUUAGCAUUGGAAACACUUCAUUAAUUUCAGAUGAAUGAACUUGUAAUGAAAUAUGAAUAAAGCUUUGAAAUGAGAGCAUCGACCCACUGCGCCAUUAUGUUCUUCCAGCCAUUGCAAUAGCACAAAAUUUUUAAAUAAUUUAUAUUUUUUUGUUAGGUAACUAAUUCCAUUAGGAAUUCAUAGAUUUUAAUAGGCUAAGAAUAAAAUUUAUUAGACAAAUUAUAUCUUUCAUUUUUUAACUUAACUUACUUUGACAUUUAUGAAAAUUUUUCGCAUUUUCAUUUCAAGAAAUAUUCGUAUUUAUAAUAUUAUAAAAAGUAAAAAGACCCAUCCUAAAGAAUUCAAACUUUGGUACUUUAAAUUCAUUAGGAAGAAUUAGAGUAAUAGAACGAAAUUUAAAAUGAUGUCGCUGAUGGGUUAUAGCAAAAGAAUACGGGAUAAGGCGGUUAUAAAGCAUCAUAAUAGAUUCUAAUGAAGUGAAAGGAUUAUAAUCACAAAGGAUUGAGAUAAAUAUAAUUUGAGAUAAAUAUAAUAUAUAACAUACUGGCAAGGCUGAGUCGCCAGCAUCUCGCGGAUUUUUGUGCAGUUUAAAUUCCUCUGCGAGGAAUCGAACCUAGGCUCCAAAUCGAGCAACAACCCAAUGAGCUAUUCUAUCCCCGAAGCUUAUUACUGGUUACGCUGGCUUCACUGACUCCAAGGACAAGGCGUUUCCAAAUUUCGCGCUCUGAUGCCUUCGUCAACAGAAGCCAUUCCUUUUUCCAUCGUCUAAGUCCAUAUAUUGCUAGUUCACCCAUAAGUUUAAAAUCUUUCCUGAUCGUGUCAGUCCAAGUCUUGAUUGGUCUCGCUUUAUGACACUACUCAUCACAAUUAUGUAGGAAGAUAGAGAGGAGAAAAAAGAUGGAGUUGCCAUAUUUUGGGCGACGAAUUUUUCUCGAACACCCACAGAAAACUACAAAAGUGGAUACAAAAUAUACAUUAAAUAUAAAAAAUAUUAUAAAAAUAUAAAAAAUAUAUUAUCAUAUAUAUAAUAAAAUAUAUAAACAAAUAAAAUAUUUGUAAUUACUUUACUAUAAAGUAAUUGGAAAUGAGAUUUGAUAAUACAAUUCUAAGAUAUCAUUCAGCUAAACAGCCAUAAUUGAUGAACUUUGAUUAUUUAUGUUUGCUUAAUAUAUAGUUUAUAUAGUUUCGGAUUAGAACAAAUGGAACGAGCCAAGUGAAAUAAGAAUACUUGAAGAAUAUUUGAAGAUGAAAAAUUUAUUUUUCUUUAAUAGCCGAUUAUUUUGAUAGUGAGCGGCCUAAUUUUGUAUAAAAUUUAAAUUUUUUAUAAAAUUUUUAAAAAAAUUUUACUAGCGAAUAUUUCAGCUAUCAAGGCUAAUUGGCAUACUUUGUGAUUAUUUCGAAAGGUAUUCUUUUCUUUAUCGCUAAAAACAUUGUAUUUUAUAUUUAUUUUUUAAAUUUGUGUACUUUUUUAAAAAAAUUUAUUUAUUUUUUUUUAAUUAUUUAGUUUUUCCAAUUUAAAUAAAUUUGCUAAUUCCAUAAAUUUUGGUUCAUUUAAAUUUUUCGAUAAAUUUGUCCAUGGAUAUAUUUGAAAUGCUCAGUUAUACUCAGUUAAUGCCCCUCAAACAGGAAAAUGAUAAAUUUGCAUAAAUAUUUCCUUUUUUCUUUAUAAUUUUAUAAUUUCCCAAGGAUUAUCGCUUUUCUUAUGGAGCACAUGCUAAACUAAUCAUAAAGAAAUAUGUAACCUUAUCAGUUCCAAAUUUUCAUUGGUAUAUUGAGAAGGGUUAUGCGCUUUGUUCACUGAUUGCUGUCAAUGAAUCGUUAAUAGGCACUGUAGUUCGAAGCGCCGAUUCUAUUCUUUUCUACUUUGCAAAAUUUGGGCAUUCAGUACUGGCGACUCACCUACACUUCUAUCGUCAAAUGUUACAGUGGCAAAAAUUUGGUCCGACGAUGAUAAAUAUUACUAAGAAGGAGCCUAUGAUAUACGAUUUACAAUUCGUUUAUACCAUUUAUCACCAUAAUAAAUCACUAUUAAAUAAUAUCUUUCUAAGUUAAAAUCCACAAGAAAUACAAAAAUCAAAAAUUUUGGUUUUUCAUGCUUUUUUUCCAUUAUUUAUAAAUUACUUUUAAUCGACUAAAGGAAAUGAAAAAUUGACAUGGGCAAAGGCACAGACGAAAUUCGAUCGCCAGAAGACGCAUAGUUUUAACUUUUUUGACGAUCCUAAGUGAUAUCCUAAGUGAA